AUGAGAAAUGGAUUACUCUUUGCUAAUCAGCGCAAUAAAACCCAGGAUGGUAAAAGCGCGAUGACGCCCGGGCUAAAGAUGGAGUCGAAGAGCACGCAGAUACACUUACCGCUGAUGGGGCGCGGCAGCCGCGGCGAUCUCAGCGAUAAGGUCACCUUCUCACAAGUUAAGUCACCUGAACAGCUCAAUAAUGGACAGCUUUUGGGGGGCUCGCAGAUGAACCUAUGCAAUGGCGGUGUGGGCACAGCCGCGAUGACCGGUCUCGUCCCCAAGAUCCACAACGACUGCGGCGACCAGAAGAAACCGAUGGCGUCCCUUACACAUCUCCCCAAACGUCCACCAGUCGACAUUGAGUUCUCUGAUCUCUCCUACUCCGUCAGCGAAGGCAGAAAGCGAGGGUAUAAAGCGUUGCUUAAGUGCAUCAAUGGGACAUUUCGCUCCGGUGAACUGACCGCAAUUAUGGGACCUUCAGGAGCUGGGAAGAGCACCCUUAUGAAUAUUUUAGCGGGAUACAAGUAA
This is a messenger RNA of Parnassius apollo (apollo), 519 nucleotides long. The record is from the annotation of a GenBank genome assembly. NCBI's taxonomy places the organism in Eukaryota, Metazoa, Arthropoda, Insecta, Lepidoptera, Papilionidae.